Larimichthys crocea (large yellow croaker) is the source of this 3299-nucleotide messenger RNA. It is a transcript of the gene pptc7a, whose product is annotated as protein phosphatase targeting COQ7 a. The coding region runs from base 423 to 1316 and encodes 297 amino acids. Gene Ontology annotation, cellular component: mitochondrion. Gene Ontology annotation, molecular function: protein serine/threonine phosphatase activity. Lineage: Eukaryota; Metazoa; Chordata; Actinopteri; Sciaenidae. The record is from RefSeq and is a predicted model, not a curated record. Gene Ontology annotation, biological process: protein dephosphorylation. The transcript has 6 exons.
UGUCUGACGUCAGAGCAGUCACAAGACCUUGCUGCUCGCGGAGAGUAGUGCGCGAGGCCACGGGGCAAGUCGUCCACAUUUUGUUAUGUAGCGUCUCAAAGACACGACUUGAGCCACCAUGGCCACGGAGAACCAGCAUUCACGGGUCUCUUGGACCGAAAUAGACUACUGUUUUCUGUGAGAAUAUUCCAGUUUUCGCGGCGGAAGAACAAAAAGCUCUCCCCGGCGGCUCUCCGUGCUCUAUCGGGGGAAGGCAUUGUGUAUGCGUGCGUGGCGGCUGUUGUUGUCGGCGGCAGAGUCUGGCUAGCUUUAGCCGCACAUCUCCAAGUCAACACAGUGUGCGUAACAUCGACGCUAAGCUAACGGGGGGGUCGGCUGUUAGCUUGGCCGGUUUGUUUGGUGGGAGCUGGUGUGUGUAGGUGAUGUUGUCCGUGCUGUCGUACGGUAGACUGGUUGCCAGAGCUGUCAUCGGCGGACUUUCUCAGACAGACAGCCGCGACUACAGCCUGGUGACAGCGAGCUGCGGCUUCGGCAAGGAUUUCCGCAAAGGUAUCCUGAAGAAAGGGAUGUGCUAUGGGGACGACGCGUGCUUCAUCGCCCGGCACAGAUCCGCGGAUGUUUUAGGUGUAGCAGAUGGAGUAGGCGGCUGGCGGGACUAUGGAGUGGACCCGUCGCAGUUUUCAGGCACCCUGAUGAAGACGUGCGAGAGGCUGGUGAAGGAAGGACGCUUCGUCCCCAGCAACCCUGUGGGAGUCCUCACGACCAGCUACUACGAGCUGCUACAGAACAAAGUGCCACUGCUGGGUAGCAGCACGGCCUGCAUCGUGGUUUUGGACCGGCAGAGUCACCGACUGCACACGGCCAACCUCGGAGACUCAGGCUUUCUGGUGGUGCGGGGAGGAGAGGUGGUCCACCGCUCGGACGAGCAGCAGCACUACUUCAACACGCCCUUCCAGCUGUCCAUCGCUCCCCCAGGGGCCGAGGGGGCCGUCCUUAGUGACAGCCCUGAUGCAGCAGACAGCUCUUCCUUCGACGUCCAGCUGGGUGACAUCAUCCUCACCGCCACCGAUGGGCUCUUCGACAACAUGCCCGAUUAUAUGAUCCUACAGGAGCUGAAGAAACUCAAGAACACGAACUAUGAGAGCAUCCAGCAGACGGCCCAGAGCAUCGCGAAGCAGGCACAUGUACUGGCCUAUGACCCUAACUACAUGUCACCUUUUGCACAGUUUGCAUGUGACAACGGGCUGAAUGUAAGAGGAGGAAAGCCAGACGACAUCACAGUGCUGCUGUCCAUAGUGGCAGAAUACACUGACUAGAGUGUAUGUGGAGCUGUGACAGGGGGCAUCUGCCUCUGCAGGUGAAGGACUGCUUUGAUUCCUGCUGGCCAGGAUGAAAGACUGAUGUCAGAUGCUUCCCCCACAUAUGCUGCCAGCCCUCCAACCAGCUGACCAUCAACACCCCCCUCUCCAUAUAAAAACUCCUACAUGCCCACUCAGAGAUGGGCUGAAUCAAGAGGACCUGGGGACUGAGACAUCCUCCUGGUCAGGCUGCAGUGUUCCAGUGCUCACUGGAUAAUCCCAUUGGCUGGGAUAAGCAGUCAUUUGGAGAUGAGGAUCCUGUCUGACGAGGAUAAGUCGUCUUUUUCUGAUGUGUGGUUUGGGCAGGGAGGAAGUUGAGAUUCAGAGACGGAGGCAGAUGUAGCCAGACGGUAGAUGUUAGACUAUUAAAGCGGCCCCACGCUGGGCUGCUGGAAGGGAAAGAUACACUCCAUCAGUAGUGUCAAGAAGGGAACUGCACAGGAAAUGGCAGCACUAGGGCUCAAUAAAUGGCCUGCCUUGUGCAAGCGGAUGUUCCUAAUGAUAACAGUGGUAGUUUGAAAACCUUCGUCAAAGGUCUUUGUAUGUGCGUGCUGAGAGUACAGGCUUGAAUAGUAGGAUAUGACCAGUGUGCUGUUGUGGGAUGUUUUGUUGAAUAUUUGCAACAAAAAAAAAAAAGAGUGUAUGUGACAUUUUUACAUGUUGUUAGUUUCUGUGCAGCGUGAGUCAAUGAGAUUGAAUGCAGAAGAGUGGCAGCUGCCUUCUCCCGUACCAGUGCAGUUCAAGUCUUGCACACAUUUUGUUACUUCAUGGCUGCUGGGAUGAGGAUUUUCUAGCUAUCCAUAAAUGUGUAGUGUCAAACUGAUGCUCUCCCUUUAAUCUCACAGCUGCUGCUGCUGAAGUCUCGAUUGUGAUUUACUUGUGUGUGUGAUGAAUGCUUGUCAGUGUGUAUUGAUAUGUGUAAUUAGUGUCUAUGAAAUGGAUGUGAAGGCUACAGACAUCUCCGUAUCCACUGGGCUAAAUCAGUCUGGCAGCCUUAAACGCACAAAGCUUAAGAAGCAUAUCAAAAAAAAAAGAAAAAAAAAAGCUUGACAGUGGAAGUUGGUCAGGUGACCAAAUGUAUUUUUGUAACUUCUUUUGUUCAGUGGGAUUUUCUUUAAUUCUUUGGACUGAUCAAAAUGUGGGAUUAGCUUUAGAAACCUGUCAAUCAGCAUUUCUGUUUCCUUUCCCUCCCUCCUGCUGUAGAGCUCCACCGGCUCGCUCAUUCAUUCAUUCAUUCAUUCAGUCAGGUCACUGCAGGUUUCAUGUGAAACAUGGUCAGUAUGUUUCUGUCACUUCACUACAGAUUUGCACUCUGCAUUUUACCCAAAGCUCACAGUCAUAUCCACAUUGUGAUGUGCCUUGUAUCAAGUGUUGUUGAUACUGGCAAAUGUCCAUCUUUCCUUAAACCUCCGGCUAUGUGCACGUAGCCUCAAACUGUUAAGUAGCCAUAAAAGUAAAACUUCCCCAUCAUGCCCUGCUGUCUUAACACAAGGUCUUUUCAGCUACAGUAGGUUCAACCUGUAUUCUCCUGAAAGCUCCUCUCACUCACAGGAGUGUAACAUGAUAAAGCCAUCGCAAGCUUAGAAAAUCCACCUUUUUACAAACUGCGCUCUUUAACGGACUGUUUGAGUUCACACUGGACUGUGUCAGUUUCAUGGAGGAGGAGCAGUGGAUGGUCAAAUGUGAGUUUGAAGUGUCAUAGCACUGAGGACAAUCUAAGCAGCCUUAAUGAUAUUACAAAGCAAUUCUGACAGUCAGACGGUACAGCCACUGUUUACUGACUCAUACCUGCCCUGACAUCGCUCAUCUUCCUCUUCCAAACACUUUGUUACAACCACAACAUGUCUGUCUAUAUAUUCUGGGUGUACAUUUCAAUGCAGAUCUAAGCUCUGUGGUUCAAAAAAGAAAAAAAAUUAAAGCUGUACAAUAUUUAAAUAAAAA